This is a messenger RNA of Atta colombica, 1821 nucleotides long. It is a transcript of the gene Lfg, whose product is annotated as protein lifeguard 1-like. Gene Ontology annotation, cellular component: membrane. The transcript has 6 exons. Bases 94 to 1077 code for a protein of 327 amino acids. NCBI's taxonomy places the organism in Eukaryota, Metazoa, Arthropoda, Insecta, Hymenoptera, Formicidae. The record is from RefSeq and is a predicted model, not a curated record.
GAUUCGUCGUGUUACGUGUACAUCACAGCUGCUAACUAGGGCACGACGAGUAAAGAAGCCCGUGUGUGAUACGAGCUAAAACAAAACCAAAAGAUGACGACUUGGCAAACACCUGGUGCGGGAUUCUAUGCAGGGCAACAAGGUCCGUAUCCGUAUCCUCAAAAUCCAGGAUAUCCGCCACCACAAGAAGGCUAUCCAUAUCCUCACAAUCCAGGAUAUCCACCACCUUAUUCCGGUGGAAAUCCACCAGGUCCAGGAUUUAUACCUCCACCAGGUGUUCCACCAUACGGUGAAGCGCCACCGCCAGUUGGUCCAGAAUUUGGAGGAGUACCUCCACCAGGUCAUCCAGGAAUGUCGUACGGGUCUGGGUAUGGAGAAGAUCCUAUGCAGGAUGAAGUCAAAGGGUUUGAGUUCAGUGAUAAAACGAUCAGAAAUGGCUUCAUUAGGAAAGUGUAUAGCAUCUUGAUGUGUCAGUUGCUUAUCACACUUGGGAUGAUUACUUUGUUGCUUUAUCAUAAACCGACACAGUUAUGGGUUAAGAGUCACACAGAAUUGUUCUGGAUUGCUUUUGCCUUAACUUUUGUCCUGCUCAUAUGUAUGGCUUGCUGUAGCAAUGUGAGACGUAAAGCUCCGAUGAACUUCAUAUUUUUGUUCCUAUUUACAUUUGCGGAGGCUUUCCUAUUGUCCGUGGCUGCAUCAACAUACGAGUCUCAAGAAGUCAUGCUGGCCGUUGGAAUUACAGCGGCGGUGUGUCUAGGAUUGACAAUAUUCGCAUUUCAGACAAAAAUCGAUUUUACCGGAUUACACAGUAUCUUGUUUGUUGCUGUGCUUAUUUUAUUUAUUUUUGGUUUAAUUGCAAUAAUCUGGCACGGAAAAGUUAUGACUUUGGUUUAUGCCUCGCUCGGCGCGUUUAUAUUUUCUAUAUAUCUGAUUUAUGAUACGCAAAUGAUGAUCGGCGGAAAGCAUAAAUAUUCUAUUUCACCAGAGGAGUAUAUCUUUGCCGCGUUGAGUCUGUAUCUGGAUGUCGUCAACAUCUUCCUGUAUAUUUUAACUAUUAUUGGCGCUUCGCGAGAUUAAUUGAUGUCAAUAUCAAUUAUGAUAUUUUGACUUGUGUUACACUUACUAAGGAAACACUUACUAAGGAAUACAUACAUAAAGUCAGUUUUUACUUACCGCCAUCCUGCUUUGGCUCUCUACAGUAUUGUUCUGAGCGCACUGCAGGCGAAGAAACAAUGAAGUAUGAAGAAGCAUAAUAUUGGCAAGACUUUAAUUUCUAUGAAGAUAGCUUUUACAAAUUUUCAAAGAUUAAUAUAUCUACACAAAUAGCACGCUUGAAAUCUUUUAUCUAGUUUCAUAAUGCAUAAAGUAUUUCCCACAAGUUUGGGGAGAAAACCAAAUAUAAGUUCUUGUAAUUGUUAAUGUAUAGAAUAGUACAUCAUUAUUAUUAUUGUCAUAAAACUCAAUGUUUAUUUUUUGUCUCAUUUUGAGUAUUAUAAAAGCAGUGAUUAUAUGAGUUUACAUACUUUAUUUUUUUUAUUUCUUUAAAGACUUAAAUUUUUCCAAUGUCAAUGAGUAUAUAUGUCUAAUUAUAAGUGCGUAAACUAAUUAUUGAUAUAUAAUUGUUAUAAAUAUAUGUCAUAGUGUGAUAAAAAUCGAACCAUAAUUAUAGUAUAUUAUCUGGACUUAACUAUAAUUCCAGGCAACUUUGAGAAAUGUGGAGAUGCUAAUACCUUGUUGCCUAUAUAUACAUACAUAUACAUAUAUAAAAAGUUGAGAUUGUGUUUAUUUUUUGUUCAAAUUUGAAUAAUAAAACAUACAAUU